AUGUCACCUGCUUAUGGAUACACGGAUUCUCAUCCCCGUCAGAGCUACAUGACGCCUUGCAGGCAACAUCACCAGGCAACGCCAGAUGAGAUUCCACCUCAACUGGGGAUCAAUCCAACCGUAUUUCCUGUUCCACGUGAGCCCUUGCCAUACCCUUAUGCUGGUAAUUGCAGCUAUCCUGCGCCAUGCCGUGCUUGCUAUAACCACACGGCAACUCCCAGCUACUAUCACAGACCACCCUACCCUCACUUUUUCCAGCCACUGCCGUUUCAUGGUUGGGGACCUUAUCCUGGGAAUGGCGAAACCUUUGCUAGUCAUUAUGAGCUGCCCUACCCACCAGCUUAUCCAAUGGAACGACCAUAUAUGGCUCAACAAGACCAUUGCUGUGGAUGCCUUAAUCAUGUAUGUGACCCAAAGAACGAAAAGGGUGUCAAGAUAGAAGAGCAGGUACCACUCGAUUCAGACAAGAAGGGUGAGAAUUAUUCAGAGUCCUUGGUGCCAGCGAACUGGAGAAACUUUCCAUAUCCGAUUGUUUGGAUCCCACCUGAAAAUAACAGGAACAAAGAGCAGGGAACCCAUACCAAACCAAGGAUCACGGAUCUUGAUACUGCUUCCCAAGAAAAGAAACCAGCUCUUUCAUCAUUGCAGAAGGAACCUGGGUGGAAUCGUUGGUUUCCUCUCUUCAUGGGUGACUAUGACCAUUCAAAAUCAGGAGGAGAAAAGAAAAGAUCAAAUAAAAGUAACUAUUCGUUUCCUGUCAUCUGGAUUCCUUCUUAUGAUAAACAGGAGGAGGCAGGGGCAGAGAAGGACCAACAAGCCAAUACACGGGAAUCUCCUAAAUCCAAUUUCACGGUAUUGCCGAUGCGGAUUCAUAACAAUCAUAAUAAAACUUCAGAUGGAGGACCGCAAGAAAAUUAUGAAAAUGAAGUUGGGUCACACCAGCAGGAUGCAGAGAAGAACAUUCAUGUGAAAGACAUAGAACCUUGUGUGGGCAAGAAUAACUCGCGAGACUCUCAAGAAGCAGCAGCAAAUGCCUUGAACAAAAGAGCUAUAAAUACACUCGUUGAUAGAGUCCCUGGAUCUGAUGCCAGAAAGUCAUCAUCAUCCCCGACGAAAACAUCAAAGUUGCCCCCAGUUUGUCUGAGAGUUGAUCCCUCGCUGAGCAAGAAAGGCCACAAUGGUAGUUCAAGUUCUCCUAGUCCUCCAAGUUUUGAAACGAAAUCUCACAGUUCAAGUGAUGCAUCCUCUACAGACAGUAACGAACAAAAGUCACGCCCCCAAAGCAUAAACAGAACUUCAGAGGAGCACCCGAAAAGGAAAGAAGUGAAAGUCAUUGAGGUGAAGGGGGAAACUCCUAAUCCUAGCGACAACAAUAAUGGAGACUUACAAAGCAGUUUGCAGGUUGAAUAUUCAGAAAAGAUUAAAGAGAACAAAGAACACAGUGAGAAGGAGGAGGUUUGUGAAAUUAAAGAGGACGAGGGAGCUACAAUUGCACGUGAUGAAAGCACCGAAAAAAGAAGUAAGGAGUUGGGAGCCUCAAGAACUCUAUCUGAUGAAGAAGCUGCUAUGCGCAUUCAGUCUGCCUUUCACGGUUUCCAAGUGAGGAAAUGGGAGACCCUGAAGAAACUAAAGCAAAUGGCGAAGGUUCGUGAUGAGGUGACUAAGGUAAGGAAGAGUAUCGAGGAGCUAUCAUCUUCAUAUGACACUUUGCCUGAUCAAGGGAAACUUGAAAGGCAGAAAGUACUCAUUGGAGAAUCUAUAAUGAAUCUUCUUCUACGACUUGAUACAAUUCAGGGAUUACAUCCUAAUUUGCGAGAUAUUCGAAAAUCAUUGGCGAGGGAGCUAGUUGCUUUGCAGGAGAAACUCGAUUCUUUGACAAUGAAGUGCCUGGAGGAAUCUGUUGAUAACUCUGAUACUGCUAGGAAUGAUGAAUGUACGGUCAGCAAGAAAGAACACCAUGAGGAAGCAAAGAGACAGUUUGAAGAGAACCUUUCAGUUGGUGAGAACAUUGGCGGUCAAAUUAAAUCAGACGAACUGCAACUUCUCGAGGUUGGAAAUUCAGUAUCUGAACCCUCAGAGAAUGCAUGCUCGGGUAUCAUUGAUGGUCAGACACAAGUGGCGGUCAAGGAUUUGAGAAGCGAAGCAUCAGCAUCCUUGGAUGUGGAGUCGCAACAAGCUGCCUUGCAGCAUUGUCCUGUACAGGACUUCAGAUAUCUAAACGAAAUUGAUGAUGGCGAACCAUCUGUGGUCAGCAUUAUAAAGCCUAUAGAGACUAAUCCGGACCAUCCUACUGGAGGAAAGUAUGAGAGACUAGAGGUGGCCACGGUGGAGAAAAGUAUCUAUGAUUCUAUGGUUGAAGAUGAGAUUAGGCUGGCAUCCGAUUCGGGAGAUGGAAGCAGCACAAAGAUGGAGUUUAUGAUCAAAGAUCAAGGAACUUCUGCUCUGCAACCAUUGCCACGAGCAGAUGAGGAGAAAGGAGCCAUGGCAUCGGACAGUGCGGGAGUGGAGCCGGAUACUUUUACUGGCCCAACCCUGUGCACUGGAGAUGAUGACUUGAUAUCUCAUGGAAGAGAACCUGAAGUGGAAGCAGCGAGCAAGAUUCAUGUUGCAGAGGAAGAUGUUGCAGAUUCUGUGCUGAGCAAGCAUGAUAAGUUUGGUGAAGUAGAUUCUGUGCUCAAUGGACCUGAUAAGUGCGAUGAAGGUAGCGAUGCUGUUACUUCUCCAGAAAAUUUUGGCAAACUGACCAUUGAGACGCAGCAGCUGGAAGUGCCCAAAGCAUUGACUUCAGAUUCGGAAGUAGUUGACAAUGUGCAUCUAGAGCAGCUGGUUGCACCAGGACCAGAUGAUUUGUCACCUGCUGGCUCUCUAAAGAGUGAGGAUUCUUCUGAGGAUGCAUCCAAUGGAGCGGAACGAGACCAGAGACAUGAAGAUGGUAUCAGCGAUGAAACUCUUUUGCCUCCUCGACCGGAAGAAGCUCAGCCGGGGAUGUUAGGACCCGCAGUGGAAACUUGUCGAGAUGACAAUGAAGACAAGGCCAUUAUCUCUGCUGAUCUUAGCUGCAAUUGCUCUGACAUGUUGAACGUUGAAGCUCUAGCUUGGGAGAAGGAAGAAUUGAUCGCAGCGAAUGUGAAGGAUAUUGACCUGACGACACAUGUUGGAGAGCAAGUGGAUGAACAAGGAGAUAAUCGCGAGGAGGAGGUGGUUGUUGCUCCGGAAAAACCUAUCUCAGAUGAAGGUGCUGAGCAAGUCGAGCAGUCACUGCUUAGUCUCGAUGAUUUAAAUGUGAGCAGGCCUGUGGAGGAGAUGGACGGCAAUCAGAAACUAAUCAAAGAGAACGAGAAACUGAGGGAGAUGAUGGAGAAACUGAUGGAAGCGGGGAAAGAGCAGUUGAACUUGAUAUGUGAAUUGACUGGAAGAGUGAAGGAUUUGGAGAGGAGAUUGGCCAGGAAUAAGAGGGUGAAAUCGAGGUGCAGAACGGUGGGGGCGAAGCCUCGAUCUGUGCAUGCCAAGUCAUGCGCGGAUUCUGUGAAUUGAGAGGGUGGCUGAUUAAUGUCUCAUAGGCAAGUCUUCACAUAAGUUUCUGGGAGAUGAGAUAGUUUGGUGAUGCGGGUGUACGUUGGAACAAAUACAAGUUUAUGUCAUGGAAUAACUGUCUGUUGUAAAGCUUGUCCUCUGUGUUACUGGCUUAUUGUUUCAAUUAG
Molecule: messenger RNA, 3701 nt
Organism: Syzygium oleosum
Lineage: Eukaryota; Viridiplantae; Streptophyta; Magnoliopsida; Myrtales; Myrtaceae
Product: BAG family molecular chaperone regulator 6
Exons: 2
Coding region: 1-3534 (1177 amino acids)
Biological process (GO): protein folding
Cellular component (GO): plasmodesma
Molecular function (GO): protein-folding chaperone binding
Source: RefSeq, a predicted model, not a curated record